AUGGAAAAUUGUGAGUCAGAUGGCCAAAGUGAAACUAAGACCACUCGAGUCAGAUACACUCGCGCGGAAAUUUUGGAAGUUAAAAAGAACCCUAUUUCUUCAGCAGAGUUUGCGAAUGAAUUCUCUCGCAUAAAUGCGUCAAUAUUACGUUCAACUCGCGGGAGGGCAAGACUGAAUUCGCUUUCAAAAUCUCAGGCUGGUGAGAAACCACGAGACACGUCUAACAUAGUUCUUGGUCCUCAAAAACGGACCUGGAAUACAGGCUGUCAUGUUUCUCAGCAAACUCCAGGGCGUGAAGCAACGGAUACGAGCACAUCUGCUCGUUGGCCUAAGUUUGCUGUUGAACACCGCACUCCAGACAAGCAUCAUCCUAAAGCAGUUGGUGACUACAAAAGAGAUUACCGGUGUAAUGAUAGUCGUGGUUCUGGAUAUUCCAGUCGGGGUCGUGGCUCUGCUAGACAACUUGAAGGGUUGUCUUACGUGAAAAAUCAUAACAAGGAGGACCGAUUUGGUCGUGAAUAUCGGACAUCCAAUUCUCAUAGUGAAGACGAGCCUGAAUGGUUUUCAGAGGGUCCCACUACAGUCAAUGAUACAAUUGAGCUUGGAGGUAUUCUAGAAGAAUCACUGGACUGCGAAAAUAACUUAGUUGCCAAAACUUCAGACAGAAUGGAUUUUCUACCAAGAGAAAUCGAUGGUGAUAAGCCAGGAAAAACAGAGGGCAUUGUUGCAGAUACACCGGACAGCGAAUCUUCAGCGUCCAAGUCGACCGUGUUCCCAGAAAACGCAAACAAAGUUUCUAGUGGUGGCGCAGAUCAUCAUGAAAAUGAAAACCGAGGUAGCCGAUUUAAACAUCUGUUCCAAAAGAAUGAGCAGUCGGAUGAAAAUGUGCGCCCUAGUAGCACUUAUCCGCAUAAUACAGCCCCACUGAAUAACAUAAAUGAGCAGUUAUUGAAUUUGCUGAAAGUAAAACCCUCGGGUUUAUCCAAUAUUGAGCAAAAUCUUGCUCUUCAGGCUGAAAAUAAACUCCGCUCCAUCCUCUUUGGAAAUUCCUCCAUCCCUUCGUCAAAUACUGAACAAACGAAAAACGACUUGAGUGAGUCAAAGCGUAAGGUAUACACUGUUGAAGAGAUCGAAGCCGAGAUGAGAUCGGGUAUAAGCAGACCAACUGACAAAACUGUCGGCUCGUUGCCCCAAAUCUCGGAUCCUUUGCUGAUCAAUGAUCAAGCCAUUAAGUCUCGUGGUAACCCUAUUGGGUUUCCGAAAAACUUGAGUCAUACAUCUCAAUCAGAAUCUACUGCCAGUUGGGUACCUUUUCUGCGGUCAUUAGUAGGGAAACAGAAUCCAAAGCCAGUCAGUUCUCAACCUAUGGAUAUGCAAAGCUCUAUCUCACCUUUUGGACUACUUCCAAAUUCCAUGGCUAAUGCUGUAUCCGCAAGCGCUCGUAUUAAUCAACUUCAGCAUCCAGAUAUACCUCUGAACUCAGCUUCUGACGUCAACUCAACUCCACAAGGCUUUCUUUAUCAGCUUCGGAAUGGUACAAGGGACCCAGCUGCUCGUUCUAGACCACAACUCCAUUCCCCAGUUUUAUAUCCUGGAAUGUAUAGGUUACAACCUCCGAACGCUUUUUCUUCAGCACCACCUGGAAGGCCAAUAGUUAAGUCUCAGCAAAAUGCGUUUUCUAGUCACAACUCAGGACGGACUAAUAACCCUAUAUGCGGUAAUAACCAGAACUCUGUGUUCGUAAAUUCGUCUAUCCAACAAGAAACUAACCGUCAAUCUGUCAAUAUGAAUUUGAGACAGUAUUUAAACAAUAUCGAAACAGACCUAUUGAAUAAUUCUCCAGCUUCUUUGUCCAGUCAUAGACAGAACUAUGGGAAUUCAUUUCCACUUUACGCUCCCACUACAACACUAGCAUCCUCCAUUCCUUUUAAUCCUCACUUGCAGCAACAAGCUAAAGCCAACGAUUCUCCAGCGAAUAAUGGCAGUCUAAGUUUACUUUCUCAGCUAUUGGAAUUGGAAAAACUCAAGCAACCAUCUGGGGUUGACUCGAACUUCAGCGGGAUCAAAGCCAAAACCCUGGAGGAGAUUGAGCAGUUGGAAUCCCCAAAAAACAACAUUCUUUUUUAA
Molecule: messenger RNA, 2127 nt
Organism: Trichobilharzia regenti
Lineage: Eukaryota; Metazoa; Platyhelminthes; Trematoda; Strigeidida; Schistosomatidae
Source: the annotation of a GenBank genome assembly